GGAAAGGGGGAAACAAGCAGGAACUGUGCGCUUAGAGGAGGGGGGGCGCCAGAGGGCCUUUCUUCCUUCGUCUUGGCCUGGUGCCGCUCAGGCUGGCCAGAGCCAGCUCUACCAUGUGGGGGCAGAGGAUCUCAGCAAUAAUUCAGGGUUCCAGCCCCCUGGAACCAGUUGCCAGGAAACAGGGAGACUGCACGCUCAUCCCUGGGGAGAACGGGUUUCUAGGUCAGACAAAGCAGUGAAAUGGAAGCCCAGGCUGCUGACUGGAGGCCCGGGGAUCGUCGCACUCGGCUCCUGAAGGCUGAGUGGAGACACAGGGUGAGGCCCUGACGAGGACUCAGCUGGUGUGGCUACAACCAUGGGAUGUAGAGGUGUGGGUCCUGGACUCAGGAAUUUGAGUGGAAAACUUUUUCUGCAGCUAUUCUAAGAGACAAACCCCCAUCAGUGCAGGAAACUCCCAACCGUAGGAAAAUGGUCUCUCCAAAAUGCCAUCUUCAUUAACUUUGGCCAAUAUGGGUCAAGACUAGGGUUGAGGCGGCACAGGCCUACCCCAACCUCAGAAUCGCUGGGAUCAGGUUCACCUGCUUGGCCCUGUGCCAGCUGGGGAGACUGGUGCAUCUUUCAUGAAGUCACCAGAUCCCUGGGACAGGCUGUCGGUUCUUCCGAGUUUCUGGAACCAGACCCGCUGCUGCCCAUUGAGCUGCCGCCCUGUGUGCCCGGGUGCCGGGCCCCUUUCCCCUGCAGCCAUGAGCCAAGCCUUCUGGAAAACCUACAAGUCCAAAGUGCUGCAGACACUGAGUGGGGAAUCUGAAGAGGACCUGGCAGAGAGGGAGAGCCCAGCAUUAGUGGAGUCUGAGACGGCGGAAGCCGAAGAGGAGGCCUUCAACCCCAUGUCACAACUGGCCCGGAGGGUUCAGGGGGUUGGGGUGAAAGGCUGGCUGACGAUGUCAUCUCUGUUUAACAAAGAAGAUGAGGACAAACUGCUGCCACCAGAGCCCUGUGCUGAUCACCCGCUGGCGGCUGCCCCCUCCUCGCAGGCGGCCGCAGCAGAGACGGAGCCGCGCGGACCGGGAUUCUGGGACGCGUUCGCCAGCAGAUGGCAGCAGCAGCAGCAGGCGGCGGCGUCCGCGCUGCGCGGAGGAGCCGAGAGCAGCGCCGGGCGGGACCCGGAGCCGCAGGACAAGCCUGCCGAGGAGGCCGCCGAGCGCCCCGAGACGCGGGAGCCCGACCCCGCCGCAGGCUUCAAGUGGGGUUUCCUCACCCACAAACUGGCAGAGAUGAGGGUGAAAGCCGCGCCCAAGGGCGACUAGCCGGCCAGCCCAGCUGGCGCCCGCCUUUCCCUGCCUCCCAUAAAAACUCCCGGAUCGACACCCAGUGGAACUGUGAAAUUUUUUUCCCCUCGACGACAGGAAAAGCUACUUUUAGGUGGGCGACCUGGAUGCGGGGGUGUCUAGCUAAAGGAUUCCUCACCUCCUUCCCCGACACUCCAAGUGGCAGGAUGGGUGGCCUUAGAUUUAAGGUGCGACUUUCCAGGAGGCCCCAGAGAACAGACUCCACUGUCCUGUCCAGCUUCACUUCGUCAGCAGCCCCUGCUGGUGGCCCAACGGCAUCCGCUCUCUACCAGUGGGUCCUGAACAAGGGUUUCUUGAGGCACAAAAUAGGCCUGGCUGCCCUAGGGGAGAUCAGAGGAGAUGAGGCCGAUGGGGAAUUUUGGGAACGUUUCCUGGAGGAGAAGAAUGCAGAGUUAGAGGAGGAAACC
Molecule: messenger RNA, 1756 nt
Organism: Meriones unguiculatus (Mongolian gerbil)
Lineage: Eukaryota; Metazoa; Chordata; Mammalia; Rodentia; Muridae
Gene: C3H1orf232
Product: chromosome 3 C1orf232 homolog
Exons: 4
Coding region: 621-1307 (228 amino acids)
Source: RefSeq, a predicted model, not a curated record